This is a messenger RNA of Lotus japonicus, 1061 nucleotides long. RefSeq names its product heavy metal-associated isoprenylated plant protein 39-like. The record is from RefSeq and is a predicted model, not a curated record. NCBI's taxonomy places the organism in Eukaryota, Viridiplantae, Streptophyta, Magnoliopsida, Fabales, Fabaceae. Bases 314 to 820 code for a protein of 168 amino acids. Gene Ontology annotation, molecular function: metal ion binding. The transcript has 3 exons.
CCUUUUUCAUGAGUACAUCUCCCCCUCUCUCUAGCUUUUCAUUCUCUCUCUUAUUCUGCAAACCUUGUUUUCAUUCGGAUUUUCAUGUAUUAAAGUGUGUCCAAAUGCUUUCUUUCUAUCUCUUUUCAAUAGAGUGAGCAUUAUUGUUCAAUUUCGUGUUCCACUCUCUCAUCAUCUCCUAUUCUCCAUUUUAGCUAUAACCUUUCUUUUUUUGUUUUUCUUCCAAGUUCUCUGCUCCAAGCUUUUAACAUUUCUCUGCCUCUCUGUUCUGCACAUAUUCCAAUUUCCAAAACAUAUUGGGAAGAGAUAAAGAAUGAAGAAAUUUGUGCUCAAGUUGGAUUUGCCAGAUGACAAGGCUAAACAGAAGGCCCUGAAAACAGUGUCAACACUUCCAGGGAUUGAUGCCAUUUCCAUGGACAUGAAGGAGAAGAAAUUAACAGUGGUAGGAACUGUAGAUCCAGUCACUGUAGUGAGCAAAUUGCGCAAAUACUGGCAAGCAGAUCUAGUCUCUGUAGGACCUGCAAAGGAGCCUGAAAAGAAAGAGGAACCAAAGAAAGAAGAACCCAAAAAAGAGGAAGAGAAGAAAGAUGAGCCAAAGAGUGAAGAACCCAAGAAAGAAGAGGCGAAGAAGGAAGAGCCAAAGAAAGAAGAAGAGAAGAAAGAUGAAAAGAAAGAAGAGGAGAAAAAGAAAGAGCAACCAGCUCAAAUUGACCCUGUUUUAGAGUGGGUCAAGGCUUAUAGGCAAUAUAAUCCCCACAUGACCACAUAUUACCAUGUUCAAAGCAUGGAAGAGAAUCCGAAUGCUUGUGUGAUUUGUUAAGGGGAACAUGAGGGAAAGACAUAUAUAUAAUCUUUCUCAACGUGUAAUGGAAUCAGUACUUCUCUUUCAUGAAUUAUAGGAGGCCACCACAACCAAAGAAGAGAGAACUCUUGUGUAUAUAAUUUGGUGAUGCCCCUCCUUAGGUUUUUUGAGCCAUUAGUAUUGUGUAGAGAGAAGGAAUAAAAUUUUGGGAUAUUUUUAUUAAGAUUGACACAAAUGUAAUUCAUAUUAUUUUUCCUCA